GCCUGUAGACUUCUCUUUACCAUAAACAUGCUUAAAUAAUAAGCUAAACUAAGACAAAAAUCUAUGAUAUGAUGAUGCCCACCCAAAUAAGUACCUACUUACAGUCUGUAAUGAAGCUGUACACUUUUCCUUUUUUGAUUCUGAAAUAAAAAAAUAAAAAAAUAAAAAAAAAUAGCCCUUAGUUCAAAUUUCCAUAUGACUUCAAGACCACUUUAAAUACUCCUUUAAACUAUCUCAAUAGGCCAACACCUACUAAGCACUUCACAUCACUACUACUACUACUGCCACUCUAGCUAGCCCCCUCGACCAGCUUUGCAGCGUUCUCUUUUUUGUUUACUACUACUGUACUGCAUAUUAUCAACAUAAGCUUAAAAUAAUGAAGCUCCUGCUUUCUACUUUCCUUCUAAUUGUUCUGAUUGUUAGCUCCUCUUUCCUUCAGUCCACCAUGGCUGCACCUCCACCUACUGGACCGCUCACAGCUCCAAGUCCAACAGCUAGCUAUUGCGAGUUGAAGUGUGGGGCGAGGUGUGCAAAUGCAGGAUACAAGGACAGGUGCAUGAAGUAUUGUGGGAUAUGCUGUGCAGAAUGCAAGUGCGUGCCUUCAGGGACUUAUGGAAACAAGUCAGAAUGUCCUUGCUACAGAGACAAGAAAAAUUCUAAGGGCAAUCCCAAGUGCCCUUGAUUAAUUAUCUCUAGCUAUCAUAAAAUGCAUCUCGAACCUACUUUCAUAUUCUUGCUCACUCGGUCCAAUAAAAUAAUUUUCUUCCUUAGUAAUGUGUGGAUUCCUGAGAGGAUUCCUUUUUAGAUUUUUAAUUUUUAAUUUUUAAUCAAUUCCUUGUAGUUUAUAAAAUAAGAUUUUUAACUUGUUUGA
Messenger RNA from Ricinus communis (castor bean), 871 nucleotides. Its product is annotated as peamaclein. The transcript has 2 exons. The coding region runs from base 377 to 682 and encodes 101 amino acids. NCBI's taxonomy places the organism in Eukaryota, Viridiplantae, Streptophyta, Magnoliopsida, Malpighiales, Euphorbiaceae. The record is from RefSeq and is a predicted model, not a curated record.